Aspergillus pseudotamarii is the source of this 284-nucleotide messenger RNA. RefSeq lists its product as uncharacterized. The transcript is spliced from 2 exons. The record is from RefSeq and is a predicted model, not a curated record. The coding region runs from base 10 to 225 and encodes 71 amino acids. Lineage: Eukaryota; Fungi; Ascomycota; Eurotiomycetes; Eurotiales; Aspergillaceae.
CUUCUCAAAAUGUACCAGCAAAUUAUUGGUCGUUCCGGGAGACAGAUCAGCACUGUAGCCAGGAGAGCCGGCACAAACGAUAACUCUUCUAACCGAACGCAAUUUAACCCAUCCCUCUUGCGCAGACAGGGUCCUGCCUGGGUUCUUGCAGGGGGCGGAAUGGCUGCCACCUUGGAAGGUGUCUAUCUGAUGUUACGUUCGUUCCGGCGCCUGAGAUACAUCUAGUCUGAACCAAAGGCCGAAUGGUUAUAUGGCGAAAGCGGGACGUUCGUGGUCCAUUUCAG